Molecule: messenger RNA, 5434 nt
Organism: Varroa destructor (honeybee mite)
Lineage: Eukaryota; Metazoa; Arthropoda; Arachnida; Mesostigmata; Varroidae
Biological process (GO): peptidyl-L-cysteine S-palmitoylation; protein targeting to membrane
Cellular component (GO): endoplasmic reticulum; Golgi apparatus
Molecular function (GO): protein-cysteine S-palmitoyltransferase activity
Source: RefSeq, a predicted model, not a curated record
UGGCCAAAAUAAGACAAUAUUAUUAGUGAUGAACUAGUUUAAGCGAUGCACUGGUUUAUUCUACGACAGGAUUCGAGCCAAGUGUCAACAGUGAAGAAAACGAAGAGCCUUUUACGUGCCACGUGUAAAAUCAAACCACCUAAAUUAAGCCUAAAAAUGAAUUUGUAGGAAACACUAAGAGUUCCAGACACUAUUUUCCGAUCGACUUUAUAUAAUGUAAUAUUAUUAUUAUGCCUGACAAUUACGCUGCGCUUUUGAUUACGCCGAUCUCUUGUUUAUACUAUUUUGAAUUUUCAUCCAUUUAAUAUAACCGGCACCGGUAAAGCAAUCAAAACGUUUGGUAGCGUGACUUUGUUAUUUCGCAAUGAUGAAUCCCUUCGACAUACGCAGCGGGUGUAACUUCACUUGAGUCAGAUGAAUUUGCUGUUGAAGGCCGAGCGCCCACUUUCAAAUAUUUUCAUUAGUCAUGCGAUUAGCUUUACUUCCUGCCUUUGCUAUACGGUCUCUCUGUGUAUCCGCUUCUCUGUAUUCUACCAAGCACAUGCUACUUGACAACUUUGUGACUGGUUCCGAGCAGAACUCAAUGUUGAGUUGCGCUGGGUGCUGAGUGCUGAUUAUAUAGCAUGAGCGCCUUUCAACUUGCGCCAUCUCUAUCUCGCGCUGUACGUUGGCUUUCUUUCUCACACUGUUGCCUGGAGCCCUGGUUUACCCUCGCUUCGGACGGCCCUCGCCUGGCCCCCUCUCGGGUCACCAUGAACGCAUGCGGCGAUGACGAUGUUUCGUUUUGGACUCACUCUCUUGUUCAUUCUCACCGUCUUUCCUAUUGUUCCACAUUUGCUUGCUUUGUUCUCGCCCAUGUUGUUCUAUAUUGUACAAAUACGACCGCCAUACUGAUGGUGUCGACUGCUGUCGUUGACUCGCUCGCUGCUUGCUUCUGCCUGCUGAAGCUCUGUCGACUGCGGAAUGGAGGAGUGUGACUAGUUAUGCUACUACCGUGGCUCUAUCGCCACCAUAACCGCUGCCGCCGCCGCCGCCGCUGCCGCUGCUGGUGCUACCGACCGUCUCAGCAAAAUGGCGAAGCAGUGCUGCCACUGCUACUGCUGGGUUUUGGCUGAGAAGAGGAGGUAGGCAGACGAGCCGUCACAGCACUGACUUUAGUGGCUUUAAAGGCGUGCUGAUCGUAACAGUAGGAGCAAACGCCAAUAUUAAUGGCUCGAACUGCUUCUUUAUCUAAGAUAAAUAUAUAGGGAUGCAUGGCAAAUGUCGGCAAGCUGAGUUGGUUUGGUGAAUGAUUCUUAUGGCAAAUUUUGACGGAACGUUCGCGCGUGCUGUGGUUAGUUGCCGUGGUGACAGUAAGGAGGACUGCACAUUGACUCCUUUUACGCCUGCUGUUAGUGUUCGGGAGAUAAUAUUCAUAUCGCCGUCAACUCUCAGAAUAGCUACUGCCGAACGCUUGCUUGCGGAAAGAUUUUGAGGAUAGGAAGACAAGGACCUGCUAAAUCGACCUGUAUAUCCCACUGCCUGUGAAAUGAAUGAAAAAACUGACUGGCGACAACUCCCGGCAUAGAACUGGCCUCUGAGCCUCUGUGGUGAGGCUCAGAGUCGGCGCCACCGUCCUCGAUCUAUGCUGGUGCGUGUGUUACGAGUAAACGUGGAACGUCAUUUGUGUGUACGUUUGGAUGACGCACAUCCAUGUGUUCAAAACCGUCCUCGUCGCACUAAAUGGGAGCUGGAUAGCGGCAAAAAAACGGUCGAUAGGGUACAGUUCCUGUACGGUUAGCUGUCUUCGCCAAUUUACAGGGGCACUAUUCUGUAACAAUAGCACAGCAGUGACUAUAGCUUCUGUGGAUAAGGGCCAGAAAAGAACCAGAACCAGUCAGAAAAUCACACUCAUGAUGGAGGAGAUAAGAACACGGAUGCCACAGCUGAUAUUCAUGUGAGCUUCAAAGCGAUUUCUUACAUUCAAUCAAUUGUCCGCGUCACGAUCUGUGCCGGCAUUGUUUGCUGUCGCAGAGCUUUGUUGCGAAUGUCCAGUGUUCCGCGCUCGGCCUGAUUGAUAACUGAUACUGAGGCUUGAUUGAGGAAAGAGGCGGGAGAGAACACCGGCGCUAAAUGCCGGGCCUAGUGUGCGAUACCUGCUAUAUAAAAAUGUGAGGCAUGCGUAGAUACGUGUGGCCUAUAGAUGUGUCCCUGCCCAACAGGACACCGCAUCAGAAAUAUCACAACAACGGCAGGAUCCGAAAAGUGAUCAGAAUCGUCAGAGCAACAUUAUCGACGGGUCAAGCAAUAUUCCGAAGAAAGGGUCAGCUUGUAAGGUUUGUCCGUGUGUGCCCUUACUACUACACACAGCCGAAGCGAUCCGUGCGAAACUCUAUGCAGCCACCUGCAGAGUAAAUGACCAAAUAAGCAACUGGGGAACGUCGGCACCGAUCUAAGGUGAACACCUCUCACAAAGUAUCUAUCUCGAUGUUGAUUUCGUAGAACGUAGUAACGUUCAAAAUUGAUGACCACUUAGACCGCAAUGUCAAAGUUAUCCCGCUCAUGUGAGGGCUGCUGCCGGCAGGUAGUAGACUGUCGUCUGGUUCCCGCCGCUUUUCCCGGACCGAAUCAAUGGUUUCGACGGAACGGUUUCUCGCUCCCAUUACAUCCGUUUCAGCUGUUGGCUUGGUGUCUGUUGAGUGUGUUUGUGUUUCUUUACUAUUCAGCGCUAAUACCCAAUGUCCAGGACGGUCCGAAGCGUCUAUGGCUUACAGUUCUGAUGUCGAUUUCAUUGGCGAUUCAUAUUUUUUCGCAUCUCAUCUCAUCGGCAAUAAAUCCCGCUGACUACAAUGUUCUCGCGAAGAACUUUGCCGGUCGCGGCACAUUCGACCGAUCAAAACACAAACAUGUUAUCGAGAAUCAGUACUGCUAUAUAUGCGAGACAAAAGUUGGCGCCAAGAGCAAACACUGCUCGGCAUGCAACAAGUGCAUAGGUGAAUUCGACCAUCAUUGUAAAUGGCUUAACAACUGCGUCGGCGUUCGAAACUAUCGAUGGUUUGUCGUCUGUGUUACCUCUGCGCUGGCUUGUUCGUUGUUUAUACUGGGCCUUGGGCUGCGACUGUUAAUUGAACACUGCCGUUUACUGGCCGUCCUUAAAGAAGCCAAAUUUCAGCAGGCAGCUUCUAACUGCACAUCUGUGUACGGAAAUGUCGGUAUUGGGAGCAGCGAUCGCGCAGGUCAGCUGUUAUCAUCAUUGAUUACGCCGCAGUUACAGGCAGAACGGGAGCAACAACAGUCUCGAGUUCUUUCUUUGCCGUCGGAGAAUCCUUCUCCGAGCCUCGAGCAACUGCCCACUGUUGCGGUGCCUCUCGCUGUCAACUGUACGCUUGUGUCGUCCCUUGUGGAGCAGCGAUACUUACUUCACAUCAAGAUAGACUAUGGCCUUUACCUCUUUCUACUGGUGAUCUGUAUCGUGCUCGCGCUUCUGGCCGCAGCCCUUCUAGCCCAUCUGCUUGCAUUCCAUAUGUUUCUCUGGCGUAAAAAGAUGUCGACGUACGAGUACAUCGUGUCAAAGCGUGAGAGAGCGCAGCAGGAGCAGCUAGGCUACAUGGAACGAACUGUGUGUUGCUGUUUCAAAUGCAAGCAAAAAGUCAAUCAAAUUCGACCAUCUUCGUUGGCAAAUGUCGAGGACACAAUUCGGCCGGACUUGGCACCGGGUCAACAGCAGCAGCAAUGCGACUUCGAAAAGGCCGACAAAGAGAACCUAGCUCGAAAAGUAAGUUCGAGCCAUUCACAGGUCUCACGAAUGGCAAGCAAUAAAUCACACACAUCGUCCGUGAUCACUCACGAAGACUUUAAACGAAAAGGUUCGUUCGCUGCCGGCGACGUGUACAUAGGAACGCCGACGGUCGACAAGAUCAUGGCGGAUGAGAUGAGUAGGCGGAGUGCAUCGCUCCACCGUCAGGAGUCUCUGGUCAGGCAGGAUUCGCUGCCGCAAGAUCCUCCAGAGGACGUCCGACCGGGCUCGUUAGAUGGCAGUCGCUCAGGACGAUCUGUUUCUCAGCAAUCGCUUAACAAAGCGCCGCAACAGUUCCCGUCGACGGACAGCGUUCAUCUACCAAUCGAAGCGGAUGUUGUCAUUUGCCAACGUGAUGGUGAAAGCGUCCACGAAGCACUCAACCGAGGUCACUCGAUGAUAAACCUCCUGCCGCAGAAUUCGACGGAUACGCUAUUAGAGUACGACGAAGAGGUCUCGAUGGUGGCCGGUGGAGGCGGUGACAGCACAUUAACGGAGAAGUGGCGUAACCACGAUUCAGGCUAUUCAGAGAAGACGAAGAGAGGCUCGAUGUCGGAUGAUCUCGAUCUUGAAGUUGUCAACGUAAAAGCUGACCAACGAAGAGGUCCAAACCGCAGCGGCGAACAGGAGAUAAACAGCCACGAGUGGCCAGACCCGGCAGAAGAAAAUCAACAAAAGCAGCAACACGGGCAACAAGUACAUGAUGGAGAGUUGUUGGAAGCUGCUGCAAACGGUGCCAAGACUCCAAAGGAGCAAAAAGUUGAUCCACUUAUGCUCAAAGCUAUGGAACAGGCAAUUCUGCGACCUCAGUCUUUGCCGGUAAAGCUGUCGCCGUUAAUUGGCGAAAUGAGUUCAGGAAGGAAAACAUCCUCUAAUUUCGAAAAUCUACAUUUAGCAAAUGAUCCAAACAUUUAAUAGUGAUCGGACUGUUGAAGUCCAGUAAGGAGGUAAUCAGGUUCAGUUGCCCGAAUGCAUCGCCUCAAUCAAAACGGCUUUUCCAGAUAUAUUCCACGAGCAGUUUUCAGAACUUUACUCAAUAAAAAACACGCUUGGAACAUACGGUCGCCAUAGACGAUAUAUGGUUCAAUCUCUACCGCCAGUCGGAUAGGGACCAGGUGAGAGACUGGAGUAGCUUUAGAAAAAAAUUGAGUUCGUUGGCAGUUUGGACAAAAUUUGAAUGUAAUCUUAUUGUAGUGCUUGCAGUGGACAUCGAGGGCAUUUGCUACUAUAAGAUAGUGGCUGAAAAAGAAACAAUGAAUGCAGCCCGUUAUCUCGAGUCAUGCGAAAGACAUGGACAGUCAGAAGGAUCCAGUCCGGUUACUUAAUGAUAACGUUGGAACUCAUCACUAUGCCUCAAUUUCUUUCUAGGCUAAGCAAAGGAAUACCUAAAGUUGGCUUCAAUCCGAUUGUCCUCUUGAUAUAAGCUCGUGUUAUGGGGCUUUCCGUUCUCUAAAAAGUAUCAAUUCACUAUGUCACUAAUGCCAUAGAUGGAAAAGUUACAUAUAGGAAUGCGAACGCAAAUCCAUGGCUGUCCAGAAGCUGCCGGAAUUGUGGGACAAAUGUGAAAAAUAUAUAAGUACAACAAUACAUCUUGAAAGUUCAUUCUAGUUACACUAGUCCAAAGGUUAUUCAUAUACCAAUAAACAGAUAUAUAAUAGA